Molecule: messenger RNA, 1305 nt
Organism: Toxotes jaculatrix (banded archerfish)
Lineage: Eukaryota; Metazoa; Chordata; Actinopteri; Toxotidae
Exons: 4
Coding region: 1-1305 (434 amino acids)
Biological process (GO): lipoprotein metabolic process; lipid transport
Cellular component (GO): extracellular region; membrane
Molecular function (GO): lipid binding
Source: RefSeq, a predicted model, not a curated record
AUGGACUACUGUCAGGGAGGGAGCCUUGCUGCAAAGGUCAGAGAAAGAAUGGAACCUCCCCAAGAGUCUGAGAUACUGAGCUGGUUUGCUGAGAUCUGUAUUGCUUUGCGAGAAAUUCAUGAAAAAGGAUUGCUUCACAAACAUCUGACACUAGAGUUUUCAGCAGAGACCACAAUCAGGAUCAUACCCAAGAUAAUUGGUGGUCCUUACCCAUGUCUCCCAGAAACAUUCUCACCAGAGCUUUGUGAACUCUUGAAAGAUAUAUUGAAUAGAGACCCUCAAUCAAGACCAGCAGCCAGUGAGAUCCUGGAACAUCGACUCAUCAUGAAAUGUCUCUCAAACAAGAUCAAAACAACUCUGGAGGAACUUCAGACCAAGCUGACCAAGCUAAGAGGUGUGGCUGAUGGUUUGGAACGUGUGCAUCAGGGUACCACCAUCGGCAGCCUGGCAGGAGGAGUGAUUGGAGCGGUGGGGGGGAUUACAUCCAUAGUGGGUAUAAUACUGGCUCCCUUCACUUUGGGAGCCUCUCUUAUUGUCACUGGGGUUGGAGUGGGCGUGGGUGCACUUGGUGGGGUCACUGCUGGUGCCUCAAAUAUCACAAAUAUGGUCAACCAGUCCUCUGAUCGCAAAGCUGUUCAAAGCAUCCUCAAAGAGUUUGAACAGAAAAUUCAAGCAGUUGUCACCUGGUUACAGGAGUUUGGCAACAGCCUACAGAACAUCAGGAGCAGAUUUGGCUCAGCUGACACACUUGACACAGCAGAUAGCCAGUUCACUCAAGAGAACCUGAGAAGACUUGGCUUUAGGGCAGGGAGGGGAAUAGGUGGUCUUGCUGAACUGAUUCGACUAGUUCAAGUGAUGAACAUUGGAAGGAUUGCAGCACAGGCAUCCAGGGCAGUACGUGUGGCAGAGGUAGCAACAGGUGUGCUUUCUGGCUUAUUCAUAGCAGUAGAUAUCUUUUUUAUUGCCAUGGAUGCCAAAGAGAUACACCACAUUAGACAGGCAAAGGCAGCAGAGGAGGCCGCUUCUUCUGGGUCAGUGUCCAACUCUAGGUCUACCUCUGACCAAGCUACACUUCUGUCCAGCUCAGUGAUGGAAGAGCUCGAGCCUAAAACAUCACAGGCACAGGACCAGUCUUCCUCUAAAACCACUCGAGUCAGAUCUGAGAUCAUGAAAUUUGUCCUGUCAAUCAGGGAGGCAGCAGACGACUUGGAGAAAGUCUUGAAUGAUCUACAAAGCAUCAGCUCAUCUCUCCCUUCAUUUGGAGAUCAGGGAGAGCUGGAAUGGCAAGAUAUGGAAUUAAUGUAA